CUGGAGGUCAGGCUGUAUCUGAGCAGGCUGAGUUCAGCACGAGUCUUGUUGGAGUACCGUCAGGAGUCAGCUGUGUGGACAACAUGCGUCUCAUCUUAGUGUUCACCGUUCUUGGCUGUGUGGGCCUGGGGCGGGCCGCAGACUGCGAACUCAAGUUUAAGGUCCCCACGACUGAGAUAGACAACAAACUAUGUACGGUCAGCGCCGCGGACAAGAAGAGUAUGGACGACGUGAAGAAGACUCUGGACGAUGCGAAGAAAGAGAUGGACACCAUGGAGAAAAACCAACAGGCCUUCUCCUCCAAGAUGCAGAGCGACAUUCUGACAGAACAGGUUGAGCGAACGAAAGUCAAAGGCCAGAUCAUGUCACUGAAGCAAAAACUGAAUGAGGCCCAGAAGAAAAAUGACGAGCUGAAAAAGCUGGUUGAAGACAGGGAGAAUGAGUUGAAGACCGUACAGGCGGAUCUUGCCAAGGCCACCGACACGUACAACCGAGCCCAGACUAUCCUGAAGUCUGCGACGUACCGGGCCUCCGAGAUCCACCUCGCCCUCAACCCCGAGGACUGGGACCCGUUCUCCACGGACGACCCCGACUUCUACCAGGGCCCUGAGGACGCCGUGGAGGGGGAGAAAGAGGAGGAGGAGACUUCUGAGGGGGAGGAGGGUUCUGAGGAAAGCGAGGAAACAGACGAAGAUUCCAGUGAAGAUGUAGACGAGGUCCUGCCUGCCUUGGAGAGGUUCUUGGCUGAACAUGACAUCUGAAACAAAAGAAAUGUCUUGCUGUAAAAAUUCACUCGUUCUAAGCGUACAUAUUACAUACAUUUAAUCUACACCAUUUGUGUCGAAUAGCAGUCUAGUCAGAGUUGAUCGUCUAGGUUAUUUUUCUGAAUAAAAACUCGUCGGCAUAUUUUAUCACUAACAGAAGCUUCUGCAUGUUAGAAUGUUUGAAUUCGCUUUCAGACAAGUAUGCCAAUCCACA
Molecule: messenger RNA, 978 nt
Organism: Branchiostoma belcheri (Belcher's lancelet)
Lineage: Eukaryota; Metazoa; Chordata; Leptocardii; Amphioxiformes; Branchiostomatidae
Product: pre-mRNA-splicing factor URN1-like
Exons: 5
Coding region: 84-761 (225 amino acids)
Source: RefSeq, a predicted model, not a curated record